This is a messenger RNA of Erigeron canadensis, 2366 nucleotides long. RefSeq names its product threonine dehydratase 1 biosynthetic, chloroplastic-like. The coding region runs from base 128 to 1966 and encodes 612 amino acids. Gene Ontology annotation, molecular function: threonine deaminase activity; pyridoxal phosphate binding. The transcript is spliced from 9 exons. The record is from RefSeq and is a predicted model, not a curated record. Gene Ontology annotation, biological process: L-threonine catabolic process. Lineage: Eukaryota; Viridiplantae; Streptophyta; Magnoliopsida; Asterales; Asteraceae.
UUAUUCCACUUGACAACCCUAACUACGGAAAACCCUCCUCCUCCUUCCCUUCCUCUCCACUCACUUGAAACCCGCCACCGCUCAAAACUUCUCCUCACUACCUGCCAAUAUAUAUAAAUAAGAUAUAAUGGAAUCCCUGUAUUUCACUACAUACAUAAAAAUCAAAAUCCCUAACAACCGCAAUGACAUCAAAUCACACAAUGUCAGCACAACAAGACGUCGCCGGAAGAGGCUUUCCGUCUCCGCCACAGUUUUCAAAUCGAAAACGGAAACCGAUUCUCUAUCGGCGACGGAAAACGGUCCGGUGACGGCGGUAUUACGGACGCCGGAGAAUGAGCAGCAGCAAGCACCGGAGGCGGUGCUGAGAGUGUCGCCGGCAUCUUUACAGUAUGAAGCAGGUAAGUUAGGAGCGGUUCCUGAUCAUAAAGUGGAAGAAGGUAAUGGGGCGUUGAGUGAAAUGGAGUAUUUGACUAAUAUAUUGUCUUCUAAUCGUGUUUAUGAUGUUGCUAUUGAGUCGCCAUUAUCGCUUGCCCCGAAGCUUUCGGAACGGUUAGGAGUUAAUGUUUGGCUUAAACGAGAAGAUCUUCAGCCUGUCUUUUCGUUCAAGCUUCGUGGAGCAUAUAAUAUGAUGGCAAAACUUCCAAAGGAACAACUGGCACAUGGUGUCAUAUGCUCGUCUGCUGGCAAUCAUGCUCAAGGUGUUGCAUUAGCAGCCAAGACACUUGGUUGUGAUGCUGUGAUUGUCAUGCCGGUUACUACGCCUCGAAUCAAGUGGGAGUCGGUUAAAAGGUUAGGUGCAACAGUUGUCCUUGAAGGCGAUUCCUAUGAUGAAGCACAAGCGUAUGCCAAAAGAAGAGGACAGACUGAGAAUCGAACUUUCAUUCCUCCUUUUGAUCACCCGGAUAUCAUAAUGGGCCAGGGAACUGUUGGAAUGGAGAUUGUACGCCAGAUGCAAGGUCCUAUCCAUGCCAUAUUUGUGCCUGUUGGGGGUGGUGGCCUGAUAGCUGGUAUUGCUGCCUAUGUGAAGAGGGUAUCACCAGAGGUACUGAUUAUCGGUGUGGAGCCUGCUGAUGCAAAUGCAAUGGCUUUGUCAUUACACCAUUCCCAAAGAGUAAUGCUUGAUCAAGUGGGAGGCUUUGCAGAUGGUGUUGCUGUUAAGGAGGUUGGUUUGGAGCCUUUCCGUUUAUGCAGGGAAUUGAUAGAUGGAGUGGUUCUUGUCAGCCGUGAUGCUAUCUGUGCAUCCAUAAAAGAUAUGUUUGAGGAGAAAAGGAGCAUAUUAGAACCAGCAGGUGCACUUGCCCUUGCUGGGGCAGAAGCUUACUGCAAAUUUUAUAACCUUAAGGAUGCAAAUGUUGUAGCAAUAACCAGUGGGGCGAAUAUGAACUUUGAUAGAUUGAGAUUGGUAACAGAGCUUGCAAAUGUUGGCAGGCAGCGAGAGGCUGUGCUCGCAACUUUCAUGCCGGAGGAGCCUGGAAGUUUUAAACAAUUUGCUGAAUUGGUUGGGUCGAUGAAUAUCACCGAGUUCAAGUAUAGAUAUGACUCUGGAGAAAAACAAGCUCUAGUUCUGUACAGUGUUGGCCUUCAUACAAAGUUUGAACUUCAAUCGAUGAUGGAGAGAAUGGAGUCAUAUCAACUAAAAACUAUUGAGUUUACAAACAAUGACAUGGUUAAAGAUCAUUUACGUCAUCUGAUGGGUGGCCGAACAAAUGUCGAAAACGAACUUCUUUGUCGUUUUGUUUUUCCGGAGAGGCCAGGGACGUUGAUGAAAUUCUUGCACGUGUUUAGUCCACGUUGGAACAUUAGCUUGUUUCAUUACCGUGCACAGGGGGAAAUGGGGGCAAAUGUUUUAGUCGGUAUUCAAGUCCCUUCAAGUGAAUUAGAUGAGUUCCGGUAUCAAGCCAACAAUCUUGGAUAUGAUUAUGAACUUGAGACUGAUAAUGAAGCGUUCCAGCUUCUGAUGCGUUGAGGACCAAAGCUCAAAUGAGUGUUGACUGAAAUUGGUAUGUUUCCAACAGUAGGUUUGACAAACUUUAGGAUUCCGUUUAAACAUGUUGUCGUUUGUGGAUUAAGAUUCCCUCGUGUUGGUUUUCAACAUGAUACAGGUCAUGUAUACUUUGUGAGAGCAGGCAAAGUUGGGUCUAUUAUUGCUGGCUCGUUUUAAUAUUUUUCUUCUCUCUCACAUGACAUACAACAUGAGCUAUUGUAUUAAAAACCACAUUAGAGGAUCCUGAUCCAAUUUAGAUGCAGGUGUUUCUGUAAUAUUAAUUAUUAUCGUCUCUUGUAAACAACGUCUCUUGUGCACGAAUAAGGUUUUAUGAAGAGUGUAUUAAUGGAUAGAUGAUGAGUUAUAAAGUUUUUGCUUUCUA